Messenger RNA from Bolinopsis microptera, 2663 nucleotides. RefSeq lists its product as uncharacterized. The record is from RefSeq and is a predicted model, not a curated record. The transcript has 9 exons. The coding region runs from base 205 to 1386 and encodes 393 amino acids. NCBI's taxonomy places the organism in Eukaryota, Metazoa, Ctenophora, Tentaculata, Lobata, Bolinopsidae.
UAAUAACUAAUUCCUAAGGGUCCCAUGAUUUGAAAGCGCCAAUAAGAAAAACUGCUGUUUGUGUUAUGCUGUUUUAAUUACACACUGGAACACUGACUGAAAUUCGUAAGACGGGAAAUGUGAAAAGUCGGUUUUGGUUGGGUGAUAAGGUAAAAUAAAAAGGAUCCCACGUCCCCCGAAAAAAGGUCCCCCUAACUAUUGGUAAUGACUAAGGUAGCUGAACCCCCAAAGUCAUCUUCUUCUCCCAAAUUCAAGAUCACAAUGCCCAAAGCUAACCCCCUGCACCUGUGUCAUCUGUGUGGGUCCCACUUUGCUCAUCUCUUCGCCUACAAUCGUCACUUGCUCCGACAGCACUGGUUCGAGGCUCAGAAAGAUUUCAGCGAGGAGCAACUCAAGAACAAGAUGGACGGCCUAACAGAGAAGCAGUCCCAAAAACUUCGAGAACUUUACCAGAAACUAAAAGAGCGGAACUCGCCCACACCUCCCAAAAGAUCUCGACGAUCUAAGCCAGUUGCAGAGUCGGAACCUUAUAGUCGGAGCCCGCGGGUAUCAAAUCUAAAAGAGUACAAACUAGUAACAGUAGACGACAUGAGUGAGGCUUACAAAGACAAAUACCAUAACCCUGGGGGUUACACCAUCUUUCACUUCAAAGUGCCCAAGAAGAACGGACCGGUAGUUUCACCUCCGCUUACUGCUCUGAAAAAGACGUACCAGUCCAGUGACAAUAAGAUGUCACAGAAAACUGAGAAGAUCCCCAUCACCACAUCUUUACAACUGUCAACCUGGCAACAAAAAUCGUUCGAGAACCAUCUCUCCCGGGGUCUCUCCCGCCACUUGACCCACGGCAGCGGCCACAUGACUCCCUCGCGUAACGUGAUGUCAUCACAACCUCACGUGACGUCACCAGUUCUGACGUCACGUGGGUUCCAUCACGCGGGGUGCGGAAAAUGCAGAAAGAGGAAACACAGUGGGAACUGUGAUAGUAAGGACUGUGCGGGAGUCUCUGGUAUAACGAGUUACCCACAAACGUUACCUCUCAACUUCUCGUCACCCUUGGUCAGCUCCAACUUUAACUGUACUGAUAUUCUGAAGAAAAUAAUCCAUUCCCCGGAGACUAUAUGCAAACCUUCGAUAUCGGUAACAGUAGAAGACAAGGAGGCUAAGAUUGACGUUAUGAGUAUCGAUGUGACUCCCUCAACCUCCCUAACUCCAUCCCCCUCUUCGUCCCACUAUUCCGAUGUCAGUCCAUGUUCAUCGAAAUCAAGAGAUCGACAGACUUUGGACACAAAUCUGAUUAUAGAUCAGCUCCUGACGGAAGAUAUGACGGCGGCUCUGGCUCAGAUUGGUUUAGAAAUGGUUUAUUCUCACUUCAUUCAGCCGCCUUAGACUACAUGCAAUAGCAGAUGCAAUGCUUUAAAGUUAUUAACUUAUUUUCAAAUGUUUCAAUUCUGAGUUGGUUUGGCGUUUUAUCAAAUUUUGAAAGUGUGAAGUCUCUAAACAGCUGCAUUCUUGGUAAUCGAAUAUGGAUUAGAAUUUUAUUGCACACCGGACUUCUUAUUUAAUGAUGUCAAUCGAAGGUGGUUUUCAUCCGAUUUUUGAUUCUACUAUAGCAGCACAAACGGUUGCAGGUAAGAUACAAAUAAUAAUUUAAUAAACUUGGGUAUCUCAAUUAAAAGUUGAUACUUGGCAAUUAAUAUGAUUAUUUUAAAAGAUUGACCAAUUGAAAUUGGGCACUUACGGGAAUUAUCGAUGUCAGAGAUUAAAGAAUUUAAUUCAGGCAGUUUCCUUAUGCCGUAACUUAUUUUAAUUUAUGUCAUAUGCUGUCAAUUUUCUGAUGAUUCAGUACUAAAAUAUCCAAAUUUUACACAACUUUGAUAAGUACUCUAUUGGCUUUGAUAAGUGUUCUAUUAUAUUAUUAUGAAUUAAGUAAUGCCAUUUUGAGGCGAAUUCUUGUUACUGCUGCCUUGGUAACUGUUAUCACGCCAAAUUAUAAAACUGUCAAUGUAGCCGUGGCAGAAACAGUUACCAAGGCAACUGUUCAAUACAAUUUGAAAGUUUUAAUCUUUGAGGUUUUAUCAUUCUAUAAAAUUUUAUUUUGUAAAAGUUAGUUCUAUAGUGUGUGUGUUUUUCUAAUGAUAAGCUUAUAAGGCACUACGCUGUUUUAUAAAUGUUGAAUCAAAAUUAUUUUCCCUGCUCCAGAAUUGAUUUAGAUAUCAUAUUUUAUCUUCUGUCCCUAUUAUUCGCAUUUAAACUAAUUAAUUAACUGAUUGUUCAAAAAUAUAUACGGAUUCUUAAAAGAUGAAUUUGAUUAAAGAUGAAUAUUUUGGUAAUUAAUGUAAUGUAUUAGUAGUAAGUAGAAUGAAAAUAUUAAUGCUUACACUGCAUGAUGCGAUGAUUAGAUGAUAUUUAGGGGGUAUAUUAGUCUUUGCUAGUAAAGCAUUCCUGUUUCCUUUUAAGAGGUCACUAUUAUUGGAGAACAUUGGUGGCCGAUUGGUGGCUAAAAUAAAACCAAGCAAAAGAAAAUGGAAAUGUUUGAAAAAGUCUUCAACUAUGUUCAGGUCCAAUUGACCUUAUUUUGAGUGUUUCAAGUUUGAUGUUAAAGUUUAGUUUUUCUUACCCUCUUUAAGUUAUGAGAAUUCUUCUUUGAUAUCCAUUUUAUAUAA